Stomoxys calcitrans (stable fly) is the source of this 1889-nucleotide messenger RNA. Its product is annotated as CXXC-type zinc finger protein 1. Gene Ontology annotation, biological process: positive regulation of DNA-templated transcription. The record is from RefSeq and is a predicted model, not a curated record. The coding region runs from base 105 to 1688 and encodes 527 amino acids. The transcript is spliced from 3 exons. NCBI's taxonomy places the organism in Eukaryota, Metazoa, Arthropoda, Insecta, Diptera, Muscidae. Gene Ontology annotation, cellular component: Set1C/COMPASS complex. Gene Ontology annotation, molecular function: zinc ion binding; DNA binding.
AAAGCCAUGUAAUUUUCCCCCCACUUGACACCAAGAGUUGUUUUGUUUCUGCCCUGCUGAGGUUAUUUACUUAUUAUUACCAAUAAUACUAAAACAAAAAAAUAAUGAGUGAAAAAAAGAAAAACAAGAAAUCGAAAGAGGAAAUUGCAAAGGAGUUUGACCUGCCGGAACGCAAAUCAAAGAUAGCAACAAUAAUGAAACAAGAUGGCCAGGCUUACUGUAUAUGCCGCACUUCUGAUUGUUCCAGGUUUAUGAUAUGUUGUGAUGGUUGUGAGGAAUGGUACCAUGGUGAUUGUAUUAAUAUUACCGAAAAAGAAGCAAAACACAUCAAACAUUACUAUUGCCAGAGAUGUAAGGAGGAAGAUCCCACUUUGCAGACGGUGUUUCGCGUUGUUCCCAUGGAGAAGACUGCAAAUCCCUUGGGCAAUGCAACGGCCAUUCCCAUGGAACAAGAGAAACGGAAGAAAUCCAAAGAUCUAACAGCUUUAGGGGAAGCUGGCAAAUUAGUCACGUCCAAGGUUAAUCGUUGUGGCACCUGUGAGGGUUGCCGCACUCCCAAUUGUAAUGUGUGCGAAGCUUGCCGCAUUCGAGUGGGCCAUAAACCUCGUUGCGAAAGACGAGUGUGUCUGGUACAGAUGCAAGCUGAAAUGUCGGGACAAGCUCCAGUGACAGUGACAAGAACUGUUAAGGAGAGAAAAAAGGAGAAACCCAACAAAGAUCGUCAAAGAAAACGAAAAAGGUCAUUGACUCCGGAAGUUUUUCUUAACCCAGACUUGGACGGUGUGCGGCAAUGCUAUGGACCCAGCUGUAGGCACAAUGCUCGUCCUCAGUCCAAGUACUGCAGUGACGAGUGUGGCCUUAAUUUGGCUACAGCUCGUAUAUUUCAGGUUUUGCCCCAGCGCGUGCAGGAAUGGAAUUUGACCCGUUGCCGGGCAGAGGAGGAGAACAAAAAACAAUUGGAUCAAAUCAGAUCAAAGCAAGCCUUGGUUCGCUUUGCUUUGGCCGAAUUGGACAAACGACACCAGGAGCUUGAUAUGAUUGUGGAAAGGGCUAGACACAGCACGCUGGAUCCCAAUUUAAAGGAACACAACGACAUUGAAGACGAACAAUCUAUGUACUGUAUAACCUGUGGCCAUGAAAUACAUUCCCGCACAGCCAUCAAACAUAUGGAAAAGUGUUUUAACAAAUAUGAGUCCCAAGCCUCGUUUGGUAGCAUCUUCAAAACACGCAUCGAAGGUCAAUCGAUGUUUUGUGACUUCUAUAAUUUCGCCAGCAAAACCUAUUGCAAACGUCUGAAGGUCCUGUGUCCAGAGCACUGCAAAGAUCCCAAAGUUAGCGAUACCGAUGUAUGCGGUUGUCCUUUGGUUUCCAAUGUUUUCACACCCACAGGGGAAUUUUGUAGAGCGCCCAAGAAAAGCUGUUACAAGCAUUAUGUGUGGGAGAAAAUACGUCGAGCCGAGAUUGAUUUGGAAAGGGUGCGCCAGUGGCUGAAAAUGGACGAACUACUGGAACAGGAAAGGCAAAUACGCCAUCAAAUGGCUUCGCGUGCAGGCGUUCUAGGUCUUAUGCUCCAUUCCACAUACAAUCACGAAGUCAUGGAGGAGUUGUGUCGACAACAGCAACAAUUGGCAGCUGCCCAACAGCAAAAGCAGCUACUCGAUAAACAGGAAAUGCAUAUCAUGCAGUAAUCGUAGCCAUCCAUCAGCACUCACCGCUGACUGAUUGCUCGUACCCAAAACGAACUUCUGUAAUCUUAAUUGUUUUUUAGUGUCAAAGAAAGAAACAGAGUACAAUUAUCAGAGAUAACUUCCAAAAUAAAAAGAAUGAAUAAUAACAACAACAAUAUGAAGAUUACCCAAAUAUUAAGGGGUUAUUAUUUAAUUAUUAAA